Molecule: messenger RNA, 891 nt
Organism: Aureococcus anophagefferens
Lineage: Eukaryota; Pelagophyceae; Pelagomonadales; Pelagomonadaceae
Exons: 1
Coding region: 1-891 (296 amino acids)
Source: RefSeq, a predicted model, not a curated record
AUGGCGCACCUCGACGUCCUGGGCCGGGGCCUCGUGCUCCUGGGCCACGCGCGCUUCGCCGUCGCCGUCGCCGUGCCGGCGAUCUGCACGGCGCGCGUCGCCCUGAGCGACCGCGACGACGGCGCGACGCGCGACGCGCGCGCCGCGUGGCUCCGGUACUGGUGCGUGUCGUCGCUGCUCGCCGUCGCCGAGGCGUCGUUCCCCGGGCGCGUCGCGUACUGGUGCCUCGCUAGGAGCGGGGGCCGGGGCCGCGCGCUCUUCCUGGCCCUGCUGCGCCUGGGGCUCGCGGAGCGCCUCGCGAGCUCGAAGGCCUGCGACCACCUCUACGCGUACCUCGAGCGCGCGCUCCUCGAGCGCGAGCGGCUCAUCCGCUUCCACCUGGACCGCGCGUCGGCCCACGCGUCGGCGCGGUGCCAGACCCUUGCCGUCGCGGGCGCGCGGGUCGCCGCGCUGGCCGUCAAGGAGUACGGCUACGAGGCCUGGCGCCUCGCGUUGGUCUACGCGACCGCGCAGUCGGCCGCCGAGGAGCUCUACGCGCGCGCCGCGGACGCGCUGGCGUCCCCGAAGGCGGCGCGGAAAACGGCCGAGGUCGAGCUCGUCGUCCUCCCCGAGGGCGCGAACCCGGAGUCCGCCGUCGUCGGGCGGCUCGCGGACGGCUUCGCGGGCGACGACGACGCCGCCGUGCCGCCCGUCGAGGCCGUGCCCCUCGUCGAGGCCAAGGGCAAGGCCGACGGCGCGCCGCCGCCGCCGCCGCGGCCCGACUCGCCGGGCUUCUCCGACGACGGCGCGGCGUCGACGCCCGCGUCGCCGGCCAAGGUCGCCACCGCGACGCCCCUCGCGGACGUGUGCACGGCGUGGCGCGCGCGCGGCGAGUCCCAGGACGGCGAGUAA